GUUUACCCCAGCACGUCGUUUGCUAACGCUUUUCAAUACAGUUGCUGAAAUCAAAAUGGCGAAUCAAAGAAGUUGUUCGCAUUGCAUUGCGUUGUAGUGGUCGGGUUUUGUGUAAAUAUUUGCGUGUUUGUGUGAAUGUCUGAGUGACGGUGUUAUGAAUCGUGUUAUGAAGGUGCUGUGGCCUAGUACACCCAGCGUCAAUUUAUAUGCUGUAUGAUGCAAUGGGCUCAUUAAGAUGGGACAUAGUGGACUUAUCUGGAAGGCUUUGUCAAGAACGUCUGUAUGUGGCUGCAGAACAACAUCACCUGCAGGCAUUGAAUGAAGAUGUUACAUGUGAAACAUCCAGUUUGGCCCAGCUGGCCUGGGUGACAGCGCAGCAGAGAUAUAACCUGAACAGGCUUAUUGUGUCACGACCAGACUGUACUCCUGCAGUUUGCUGUCAAAAGGCAAACACAUUUGAACAUACAUCAUUUAUAGAUGGUUACAAAGCUCUGGGGUUUCAGGGAUGUCUGGCUUACGGACAGUUUCUGCAGAGAAUUCGCAACUCUCCACAACUUCUAGCAGGAUGUCUUGUGGUUGGCGACAAAUUGCUUCCUCCAGAUACCAUGGCUGGUGUUGUCCACUCUGUGGCAACUGGUCUUUUGGGUAGCUGCAUAUUACCUGAAGAUACUCACCUAGCUUUGACACUUCUUCGUCAUCUAACAGAGCUGCAGCUGGUACCUUCAGACAAUCCUCGAAGGCUUCUAAGACAGAAAUCAUCCUCAUUUGCGCGCCUUUAUGGAGAAUUUCAUGAAGGUCUCUUCUCAGCAAAGUUAUUUUUAACAGCUGCACUACAUCAACCAAUAAUGCAGCUGCUGAUGGAGGAUGGAAUGUAUUUGGAUAUAGAUCCUGAUAAAGCAACAAUAAGAUUUCCUCCAGAGGAAAGGCUAAAGAAAUUUGGUGUUGAAGGGACAACUGAGUACAAUACCAGACUUAGUGAGUACCGUAACUGGACAAAUAAACGACUAUUUGCUGCCACAAAUAGAUUUGUGAAGAGUAUAUCAAAAAAUAUGCAUUGUUUUCCCUUUGGAAUUUUGUGGCUAGUUCGCCAAAUUGCGGCAUUACUUUCAAAAUCUGGGAAUAUUGAACCAAAGGAGGUUUACGCAAUAUGUACAGAUCUUGUAUUCACAUACUUCAUAUGUCCUGCAAUUGUCCAUCCAGAACCGUAUGGUAUCACAGAUGCUCCAAUAAGCUACAUAGCAAGAUUUAAUUUGAUGCAAGUAGGCCAGAUUGUGCAGACUCUGGCAAUGAUGAAAUAUGAAGAUGUUAGUAGCAAAGUUGCAGAUCUCUACAGUCUUUUUGAGAAAGAUUGUGUGUCAUCUUUGCUGGACAUAAUUUUGGAGGGCAGUGCCAACAGUGUGGAUGAUGGGCAAGGGAUGGAUCAGAAUACCAGCUUCAAUGGACUCUCUCGCCAUGCAGCACUCUUCAUGGAAAACGAAUUGCAAACAAUGGUUACAUUUUUACAAACAGUGUUGUUGGAAUUACCAGAAGAUGCAGCAGCUAUUGUCGACAAAGAACAGUUACAAGAACUCUUGAGGCAGCUGCCAUCUAAUACUGCUGCAAACAUUGGCAAUGUCUCAGUACCACCUGUUGCUGCGAAGGUCAACCAGCAUCGCACACCACCAGAAACACCCAGCAAAAGAUCAGCCUUACUGAGUAAAGUAUCAAGAUCAAGAAAUCCAUCUGGGGCCAUUGGAAGAAAUGGGAACGAAGAUGGUUCAGUAGAAGAUGGAGAUGAUUGUGGUCCAGAUGUUCUUGUUAUUCCAUUCUCCCCAGAAGUUGGUGAGAAUAUCGGACUUGCAUCAGAACAGAAGGUGCUGUGCCUUGAGGAUCAACAACAUUGCACGGAAACUGGUGCGCAUGGAAAUAUCACAGAUGCUGGAGGUCCUAUAGGAAACAUUGUAGAUAGAGUGGAAAGUCAAGAGAAGCGCACCCGUUUCUCCUUGCUACAUGAUGAAGGCUCAAUUGGUAACACAAGUGAUAAUCUUGAAGCCGUGUCAGAAGCUGCUUCCAAUCAUAGUGUUGCUUCAUCACUGGAGUUGGAAAACGAAGAUCAGAAUGAUAACUUAUCAGAUAUGGUAUCUGCAAAUGUAUCUGGUCGAGGAACACCUAAUAUAUCAGGUAGAGAUACACCAUCCUCACAAAUUACAGAAGGUGAAGAUGGUGCCGCAGGUGCAAUGAGGAGCGUCAGUGGGGAGCAACGGCAGUCCUUAGAUUUUUCUGCAGAAGCUGCAAGCAAACAAAGUCGCACAGAUAUAGAUGACAAAUUUGGAAAGUUUGAAAUCAAAAAACUUCUUGAAGGUGAUGAAACUGUGUCAAUGGUCAGUGACACUUGGAGUACAGAUGUUCUUGCAAGUGAUAGUGAAACCAUAGAGCAAUCAUCAGAACGUAACUUUCCUACAAGUGCCCAAGAAACAGCGUUAAAUCAAUUGGCAGAAGCUGCAGUGCUUUUAGAUAUCUCUGAAACAGCAUCGGAAGCAUGGAGCACAGAUGUAAUGGCAUCAGACUCUGAACGCAUGACAGAAGUUGAUACUGACGACACAGCAAGUGUAGCACGAUCAGAUGACACUGCUCGCUCGGAAGUUGACUUGGAUGCUCGUGGUGAAACAGAUGUAGGAGAGGAAACACCACCAUCUAGUGCACGUGUUUUGAACUCUGCCUUCCGACCAGUAAGAGAGGAAGCCAGUGGGCGUAUAGCAGGUUUGUCUGUCCCAGUCUCGCCUACAAGGACAGACACACUUGUUCACCCGAGUUGGAAUGUAACUGGUAGAGGUGGAGGAAAAGCUGACUACCGGCGUCGCACAAUGGAAUAUGUUGACAAUAAUGCAAAUAAUAUACUCCUUCGGAGAAAUCCAGCAGGUGUUCCAGUCACCUCUGGAGAAACAUGCUUGAUACAUGUAAUAGACAAGAUAGAUAAACCAGUAGAUGGAAAGAACUUGGUGUCACCAGGUACACAGAAUAUUGUCAACAUUCCAAGCCCUGUAGUUAUGGCAUCACCGCCCUUGAACCAGAAUGGUCCAGUUCCUGUAGUUCAGUAUAAUGGAGUAUGUGCGGCAUCACCGGCAAUAGAUGACAAUUUUGCUCAGACUGCAGCAGCACAAACUGCCAUCCAUGAACAAGCAUCAACUCAACUUGCUGGGAACACACCUGCAGAUCUUGAAUUAAAACAAGAGUUGCUACCUGAGGAUGAGGGUGACCAGGAUAGUGUGGGUGAAGCAAUGUUAAACCUUGUGCGACUUAGUUCAGCUAGUUUGGCAUCUUCAAGUAGCAGUGCCAGCAGCUCCGAUCACCGCCCCAAAACGGUUACUCCAACACCAGAUUUGCUACUUGCCCCCAGUGCACUAAUGAUCAACAAUCAAGCUACUGUGACUGAUGGAGCCUCUGUACCUCCUCCUCCCAGUAAACCUAUCUCACAUCCAACAACUUCUACAGGUGCCAUUCCCAAAAGCAUUAGUUUUGAUAAAACAGCUGAACGUGGUGACAAGGAUGCACUAGAUGAAGACUCAAAACACAAGAGAGGAUUCUUCCGAAACUUCAAGCUACCUUUCAAAAGCAGACGUGUCAAAUCUCUCAGGGGAACAGAUGACCUAGGAACUCGCUAUGAAUCGAGUCUGAAUGCCACUGAAACUGAUGGUUCAUCACAUCGACUGCGAAGAGGACUUUCUGAAGAAGCUCGGCCACUACACUCUGAUGCUACAGAAGAUAUCCUAGCAAAGUAUCGCCGUAAGCCAAAUGUCGCUGGGAAUGCAGCUUCAGCUGAGCAGAUUAGUGAUUCAACUGUUCCUUUAAAGCACAAGGAAUCCUCAGAUGAACGUCUCAACAUAGAUCCAAACAACAUUGAAGCUUCUUAUGCAUUUACUGACGCAAAAAGGAAACUGAGGAUAGUACUCAGUACAGCUGAUGUCCAGCAUGUAUCUUGGUCACCAGAAAAGCUGACAGCUCUUAGGCAGUCAUCAAUUCAGAAAGAAAAUGAACUUGUAUCAUUCCUGCAAUUACAGUUGGCUGAAGCUAUAAAUCUGCAGGAUCGUUCUCGUAUUUCUCACCUUCAUGAAACAUUAAGAUGUAUUAAACUUUUUGAUGAAGAAGGGUGCCGCAGAUUGUUUAGAUCUCUUCGGGAAGAUUACCGCAAGCGUUCGCCGUAUAUUGCAUACCUAAUAAAAUGUCGGCAGAGUCUACUGUCAACACUGACACAUGUUCGGAGGCUGAGGGGACGCAUCCAGUGUGAUAAAGAAGUUUGCAGCAGGUUCCUUGUAUCUGUUAUUGUUCAGAUGUUCCUGGAAAGACGUGAACAACUUUUGCUCAGAUUUCAGAAUGAGUUUCAACAGUUGACACUAGCUGAUGAAAAGACUGACUUGCUUGAUAAUUUUUUGCAAGCCCUGUUCAUUGAAAUGGAACAAGACCCAAUGUGGCAAGCUGCUAGUAGUGCUCAAAUAAGUCAAGCUCAUACCGCCAUUGAGAGGGCAGUGAUAAGUCGCGUGUACCUCCAAGCAAUAUACCCAAAUGGUGAUGGCGACAUCUCAAGAGAUCAAGUUCUCCAUGAACAUAUGAAAAAAUUAUCCAUUGUAAUCACCCCUGACCACAAGGAUUUAAGAGUGCCUAAGAUGUUCCAUUACGAAUGUCCGUGGCCAUCAGCUCAAGCUGAAAUUGCAGGAAUAUCUGCAUACAAGACACCAAGAGACAAAUUGUUGUGUGUCUUUCGUUGUGCAACAACUAUAAUGAAUUUAUUGGCACUGGCAAGUGAUAAUGGUGUUCCCUCUGCAGAUGACUUCAUCCCUGUCCUUGUGUAUGUCUUAAUAAAGGCAAAUCCGCCAUCACUUCUGUCAACUAUACAGUAUGUUGACAGUUUUUAUGGAAAUAGACUUGAAGGUGAAGAGCAGUACUGGUGGAUACAAUUUUGCUCUGCAAUUGAAUUCAUAAAAACAAUGGAUUAUAAUGUCUAAAUUUUU
Messenger RNA from Schistocerca cancellata (South American locust), 4985 nucleotides. It is a transcript of the gene Gapvd1, whose product is annotated as GTPase-activating protein and VPS9 domain-containing protein 1. The transcript has 29 exons. The coding region runs from base 207 to 4979 and encodes 1590 amino acids. NCBI's taxonomy places the organism in Eukaryota, Metazoa, Arthropoda, Insecta, Orthoptera, Acrididae. Gene Ontology annotation, biological process: regulation of GTPase activity; vesicle-mediated transport. The record is from RefSeq and is a predicted model, not a curated record. Gene Ontology annotation, cellular component: cytosol; endocytic vesicle. Gene Ontology annotation, molecular function: guanyl-nucleotide exchange factor activity; small GTPase binding.